UGCUUAUUGUAUGUAUCCUGGUGUUUCUGAAGAAAUCACAAGAUACAUUUUAGAAAUAGGCGGGGUUCAUGACUUUGUGGCUGUGGUAACUAGUGACGACCCAACUUGGCCUGCUGAAGGAGAUUCCCUUCCGUGGACAGGUUUCUGUCACUUCAGCCACCAUGUUAUCCCACUCCCGGUGUGUCACCCGGAAUGUUAGCCGUUUUAUCGCUGUCAUUAGUCAGGGAAACAAUGUAUUGGCACGGCAGGCUGUGUCAGGACUGUCAGCUAGCCGUAGUGUCACAGUCAACCCAGCGAAAUGCAAAGCCAGGUCCAGCGUCUUCCAAAUCAGAUACUUCAAGACAUCUUCAGCUUGCAGGAAUGAAGUUAUCACAGUAAAGACACCUGCGUUUGCAGAGUCAGUCACAGAGGGGGAUGUGAGGUGGGAGAAAGCGGUUGGUGACUCCGUCAAAGAGGAUGAGGUGGUUUGUGAAAUUGAGACGGACAAGACAUCUGUUCAGGUGCCGUCUCCUGCUGCUGGGGUGAUUGAGGAGCUGCUGGUCCCUGAUGGGGAGAAGGUCGAGGGAGGACAGGCUCUCUUCAAACUCCGGAAAGGAGCUGUUGCUGCCCAAGCUGCAGAGGCCCCAGCAGCAAUAGCAGCCCCUCCACCACCUGCUGCUGCCACACCUCCAUCCUUUGCUCCCUCUUUAGCGGGCCCCAUCCCCACCACUAUGCCCCCCGUGCCACCCGUGCCAGGAGCUGCCAUCUCUGCCACACCAGUUUCAGCCAUCAAACCCACUGUUGCCCCAGCCGCUGUUGCAGAUGGAAGGGGGAUGCCAGCCAGGACAGAGCACAGGGUGAAGAUGAACCGCAUGCGUCUGAGAAUCGCCCAGAGACUGAAAGAAGCCCAGAACACCUGCGCUAUGUUGACAACAUUUAAUGAGGUCGACAUGAGCAACAUCAGUGAGAUGAGGAAGGCCUACAAAGACGCUUUCCUUAAGAAACACAACAUCAAGCUGGGUUUCAUGUCUGCAUUUGUCAAGGCUUCAGCAUACGCUCUGAUGGAACAGCCUUCCGUCAACGGAGUAAUUGAUGACACCACCAAAGAGGUUGUGUACAGGGACUACGUGGACAUCAGUGUGGCUGUAGCAACACCAAAGGGCCUGGUGGUGCCUGUGAUCCGUGGGGUGGAGGGAAUGAACUUCGCUGACAUCGAGAAGACCAUCAACGAGCUGGGGGAGAAAGCCCGUAAGAAUGAGCUGGCCGUGGAAGACAUGGAUGGAGGCACCUUCACCAUCAGCAACGGUGGCGUAUUUGGAUCAAUGUUUGGCACGCCUAUCAUCAACCCUCCGCAAUCUGCCAUCCUUGGCAUGCAUGGCAUCUUCGACAGGCCAGUGGCCAUCGGGGGCAAGGUGGAGAUCCGCCCCAUGAUGUACGUGGCUCUGACAUAUGACCAUCGGCUCAUCGAUGGCAGAGAGGCAGUCACCUUCCUACGUAAGAUCAAGGCUGUGGUAGAAGACCCCAGAGUGCUGCUCCUGGACAUGUGAGCCAGCCUCUCGGCAGUCACAACAAACCACCUGAUGACGUUUAUUGUUGAAUAAUUAGACAAAGUGAUACUUGAAAAGAGCGAAAGGUGCAUUGGACUUAUUGCACGGGCUGAAAUGAUGAAAGAAUUUAUGCUAAAUGUUCUAUAUGUCUGGGGCAGGGGUUUCACUAAAACGGGUCUCUGGAGAUGGAGAGGGUGUUGUACAAUGCAAAGCACCAUUUGCCAUUUUCUACCUACAAUAAAUAUUUGUCAAAUAAUUGUCAUAUAAAUGGCAAAAAAAAAUA
This is a messenger RNA of Salmo salar (Atlantic salmon), 1809 nucleotides long. RefSeq names its product dihydrolipoyllysine-residue succinyltransferase component of 2-oxoglutarate dehydrogenase complex, mitochondrial. Gene Ontology annotation, molecular function: dihydrolipoyllysine-residue succinyltransferase activity. Gene Ontology annotation, biological process: tricarboxylic acid cycle. The record is from RefSeq and is a predicted model, not a curated record. Lineage: Eukaryota; Metazoa; Chordata; Actinopteri; Salmoniformes; Salmonidae. Gene Ontology annotation, cellular component: oxoglutarate dehydrogenase complex; mitochondrion.